AUGAUUCUUGUAACACACGAUAAAAAGUUCCAUUUGGAUGAGGUUCUAGCAACUGCUGUAUUGCUUAAGAUAUACCCAGACUCAGAAAUAAUCAGAACAAGAAAUCCAGCAGUCAUAGAGACUGGAGACAUAGUGUACGAUGUUGGGGGUUUAUUUGAUCCUAAGACUAGUAGAUACGAUCACCAUCAGGAGUCGUUUGGCGAAACCUUCAACUCGAACCACAAGAUAAAGCUAAGCAGUUCCGGGUUAAUUUACAAGUAUUAUGCAGAAAAAUUUCUAGAAAUAUACGGAAUUACUAAAACAAAUGAAUACUUCCAAAGAGUACUGGAAGAAGUCUAUACGGCUUAUUUUAUGUCCGCAGAUGCAAUUGACAAUGGAUACGAGAUUUUUGGGGAGAUCGUUCCACGAUCUCUUUCACACAUCGUUGAAUCAUUCAAUGCUUUAAGCUUUUCUAGCAGUGAGGAUGAUGAACAGAACAAAAGAUUUCUAGAAGCCGUGAGGUUUGUUUCCAAGGAUUUAGAUAAUUUCAUGCAUACAAUAGUUAAUGGGUGGAUUCCGAAUUAUAAGUAUUUGGAUAAACUGAUAGCAGAUUCUGAUGGAGACAUUUUGUGUGUUGAUAAGUAUUGUUUUAUUGACGUAAUUCCAGAAAUAGAGAAGAAAUAUAAAAAGGAUAUCAGAUUUGUACUAAACAAAAGAGAAAGCUCAGUAACCAUUCUUGCCGUCCCUAGAGAAAGAAAGCACUUUAGGUCGAAAGUUCCUUUAAAAAAAGAAUGGAGAGGACUCGCCGGAAGCAAACUAGAAGCUAUUUCUGGAAUUGAAGGAUGCAAUUUUGUGCACGCAUCCGGCUUUGUAGGCUCCAAUAGAACCGUUGAAGGUGCAAUGGAGAUGUGUAGAGUGUCAGUCGAGACAUAUUGCAAAGAGUAG
This is a messenger RNA of Encephalitozoon hellem ATCC 50504, 924 nucleotides long. Its product is annotated as Myg1-like metal binding protein. Gene Ontology annotation, cellular component: cytoplasm; nucleus. Lineage: Eukaryota; Fungi; Microsporidia; Unikaryonidae. The coding region runs from base 1 to 924 and encodes 307 amino acids. The record is from RefSeq and is a predicted model, not a curated record. The transcript has a single exon.